UAUAUUGAAAUAAUUUUUCUUUUGAAUAAACAACUUUAAUAUGGCUGUUGGUAAAAAUAAGAGAUUGUCCAAAGGUAAGAAGGGUUUGAAGAAGAAGGUCGUCGACCCAUUCACCAGAAAAGAUUGGUUUGACAUCAAAGCUCCAUCCACUUUCGAAAACAGAAACGUUGGUAAGACUUUGAUCAACAAAUCUACCGGUUUGAAGAACGCCGCUGAUGGUUUGAAGGGUAGAGUUGUCGAAGUAUCUUUGGCUGACUUGCAAGGAUCUGAAGACCACUCUUACAGAAACAUCAAAUUGAGAGUUGACGAAGUCCAAGGUAAGAACUUGUUGACCAACUUCCACGGAUUGAACUUUACUUCCGAUAAAUUGAGAUCUUUGGUUAGAAAAUGGCAAUCUUUGGUUGAAGCUAACGUCACUGUCAAGACCGCUGAUGACUACGUCUUGAGAGUUUUCGCUAUUGCUUUCACCAAGAGACAACAAAACCAAAUUAAGAAGACUACUUACGCUCAAUCUUCUAAGUUGAGAGAAAUCAGAAAGAAGAUGAUGGAAAUCAUGCAAAGAGAAGUUUCCAACGUCACUUUGGCUCAGUUGACCUCUAAGUUGAUUCCAGAAGUUAUUGGCAGAGAAAUUGAAAAGUCUACCCAAACCAUCUAUCCUUUGCAAAAUGUUCACAUCAGAAAGGUCAAGUUGUUGAAGCAACCAAAAUUCGACUUGGGUGCUUUGUUGUCUUUACACGGUGAAGGUUCUGCUGAAGAAAAAGGUAAGAAGGCUAAGGGAUUCAAGGACGUUGUCUUGGAAUCUGUUUAAAUACUGUACUCUGCUUAUAUAAUUCAUAAAAUACAUAUUUAGUAAUAUAUUAGGUGAUUGUAUGUUUAUGAUUACCCUAAUGGAUCUUGGUAAUGGUAGAGCUUUAUAACAGUUAUCUAUUCCAUGCUAACAGCAUCCACGAUGUUGAAAAAUCUUCAUCGAGUAUUUUGUUGGACACGACCUUCCGUAACCAGAACAGUAAUAAAAAUGGGAAGUAGCUACAUUCUUUACCAGCAAUUAGUGUUUCUUGCUCAUGAAGUUCUGGAGCUCUUUAUUUCGUUACACAAUAUUCCAUUUUGCAACUAGUUGAUGAAUAUGAAUACUCUGGUGCAAAUAUUAAGUGUUACUAAUCAAACCUUCAAACUUUAGCGAAUUUUGCGGAUGCUGCAAGAUUCAACCAAUUUGAUCAAAAAAUGGUUAAUUCCAAUCUAAUUUUAGUUACAAAGUUUUAAUUGGUGUAUCAAACAUCCAUGCGGCUGGGCUAGAUAAGUAGGUAGAGUAAAUUGGAUGUCACCGCUGGUUAAAUAGAAUAUCGUUGACUGCUGCUUAUAGUGAUUUUGUAGUCCUGCUUUUCUCAAAUUCCAGGUUGAUCAAUGCGGCGAGGUA
Molecule: messenger RNA, 1414 nt
Organism: Yamadazyma tenuis ATCC 10573
Lineage: Eukaryota; Fungi; Ascomycota; Pichiomycetes; Serinales; Debaryomycetaceae
Source: RefSeq, a predicted model, not a curated record